CGCCCCCCCGGCGAGCGAGCGGUGACUUAAGCAACGGAGCGCAGCGAAGCCCAUUUUUCUCCUUGCUCGCAGCCGCGCCGGGCAGCUCGUGGCGCGGCGCCUCCGCUCCGGCCCGAGAUGAAUGCUGCGGCAGAAGCCGAGUUCAACAUCCUGCUGGCCACCGACUCGUACAAGGUUACUCACUAUAAACAAUACCCACCCAACACAAGCAAAGUUUAUUCCUACUUUGAAUGCCGUGAAAAGAAGACAGAAAACUCCAAAGUAAGGAAGGUGAAAUACGAGGAAACAGUAUUUUAUGGGUUGCAGUACAUUCUUAAUAAGUACUUAAAAGGUAAAGUAGUGACCAAAGAGAAAAUCCAGGAAGCCAAAGAAGUGUACAAAGAACAUUUCCAAGACGAUGUCUUUAAUGAAAGGGGAUGGAACUACAUUCUUGAGAAAUACGAUGGUCAUCUCCCAAUUGAAGUAAAGGCUGUUCCUGAGGGCUCUGUCAUUCCCAGAGGGAAUGUGCUGUUCACAGUGGAGAACACAGACCCCGAGUGCUACUGGCUUACCAACUGGAUUGAGACUAUUCUUGUUCAGUCCUGGUAUCCAAUUACAGUGGCCACAAAUUCAAGAGAGCAGAAGAAAAUAUUGGCCAAAUACUUGUUAGAAACUUCUGGUAAUUUAGAUGGUCUGGAAUACAAGUUACAUGAUUUUGGUUACAGAGGAGUCUCUUCACAAGAGACUGCUGGCAUAGGAGCUUCCGCUCAUUUGGUUAACUUCAAAGGAACAGAUACAGUGGCGGGAAUCGCUCUAAUUAAAAAGUACUACGGAACAAAAGAUCCUGUUCCAGGCUAUUCUGUUCCCGCGGCAGAGCACAGUACCAUAACAGCUUGGGGGAAAGACCAUGAGAAAGAUGCUUUUGAACACAUAGUAACACAGUUCUCAUCAGUGCCUGUAUCUGUGGUCAGUGACAGCUAUGACAUUUAUAAUGCUUGUGAGAAAAUAUGGGGUGAAGACCUAAGACAUUUAAUAGUAUCAAGAAGUACAGAGGCACCACUAAUCAUCAGACCUGAUUCUGGAAAUCCGCUUGACACCGUAUUAAAGGUCUUAGAUAUUUUAGGCAAGAAGUUUCCUGUCACUGAGAACUCAAAGGGCUACAAGUUGUUACCACCAUAUCUGAGAGUCAUUCAGGGAGACGGAGUGGAUAUCAACACUUUACAGGAGAUUGUAGAGGGAAUGAAACAAAAAAAGUGGAGCAUCGAGAAUGUCUCCUUUGGCUCUGGCGGAGCCCUGCUGCAGAAGCUAACAAGAGACCUCUUGAACUGCUCCUUCAAGUGCAGCUAUGUGGUGACCAAUGGCCUUGGGGUUAAUGUCUUUAAGGACCCAGUUGCUGAUCCCAACAAAAGGUCAAAAAAGGGCCGGUUAUCUUUACAUAGGACACCAGCGGGGAACUUCGUUACACUUGAAGAAGGAAAAGGAGACCUUGAGGAAUAUGGCCACGAUCUUCUCCAUACGGUUUUCAAGAACGGGAAGGUGACAAAAAGCUAUUCCUUUGAUGAAGUCAGAAAAAACGCACAGCUGAGCAUGGAGCAGGACGUGGCACCUCACUAGGCCUGGUUGUUUGUGCAGUGUGUACAUACGUGCACUGUGUGUGCUUGUGUGUAUGGAGUAACAUGUUCGUUGUACAGAUGUGUGGGUUUGUGUUUAUGAUGCAUUACAGCCAGAUUAUUUGUUGGUUUAUGGACAUACUGCCCUUUUUAUUUUCUUUUCCCCAAUGUUUAGAUGAUCUCAACUUAGGAAAUACUUAUAACCAUGUACAAGAUUAAUGCUAAAGUAAGCUUUUUAGGGCCCUUUGCUAAUAGAUAGUAACUCGAUCUGCUGUUGACCUUUUCACAAAUCACAGAAUCAAGAAACUUUUAUAUAUAACUACAGAUCACAUAAAACAGAUUUGCAUAAAAUUACCAUGACUGCUUUAUGUUUAUAUUUAACUUGUAUUUUUGUACAAAUGAGAUUGUGUAAGAUAUAUUUAAAGUUUCAGUGAUUUAACAGUCUGUUUCCAACUUUUCAUGAUUUUUAUGAGCACAGACUUUCAAGAAAAUACUUGAAAAUAAAUUACAUUGCCUUUUGUCCAUUAAUCAGCAAAUAAAACAUGGCCUUAACAAAGUUGUUUGUGUUAUUGUACAUUUGGAAAUUAUGUCAGGACACAUACCCAACAGAUUACUAACCUCACUGCCCUUGUAGAGUAUGCGUUAGUCAUUCUACAUUGAAGAGAAUUGUGGUUCUUACUCGGGUGUCUGGGCAUUGUACAGUUCUGUUCCUUGGUCAUUGUAUGUACCUGUGAAAUGCCAAAUGCGAAAGGCCUGUUCUGCAAUUUUGUAUGCCAGAUAUUGCCUGUGGCUCUAAUAUGCACCUCAAGAUUUUAAGAAGAUAAUGUUUUUAGAGAGAAUUUCUGCUUCCACUACAGAAUAUAUACAUAAAUGUAAAAUAUUGAAAGUGGAAGUAGUGUAUUUUAAAGUAAUUACACUUCUGAAUUUAUUUUUCAUAUUCUAUAGUUGGUAUGACUUAAAUGAAUUGCUGGAGUGGGUAGUGAGUAUACUUAUUUUAAAUGUUUUGAUUCUGUUAUAUUUUCAUUAAGUUUUUAAAAAAUUAAAUUGGAUAUUAAACUGUA
This is a messenger RNA of Peromyscus leucopus (white-footed mouse), 2650 nucleotides long. RefSeq names its product nicotinamide phosphoribosyltransferase (gene Nampt). The transcript has 11 exons. Gene Ontology annotation, molecular function: nicotinamide phosphoribosyltransferase activity. NCBI's taxonomy places the organism in Eukaryota, Metazoa, Chordata, Mammalia, Rodentia, Cricetidae. Bases 118 to 1593 code for a protein of 491 amino acids. Gene Ontology annotation, biological process: NAD+ biosynthetic process. The record is from RefSeq and is a predicted model, not a curated record.